AUGUUGAACUGGGCGCGCAAGGGACUGGGCCUCAAGGAGGAGAUGCACGGUGCUGCCGCCGUGCAAUCCGUCGGCGAGCAGGUCUCGGCUACUCCUUACACCCUCACUACCCGCGAUGAUCACAAGUGGACUCUGCUGGAGGAGACCAAUGUCGAGACCAAGACCUUCUACGUCUUCACCGACGACGGACAGAUCUGCAUGUUCCAGGUUGUAUACAGCAGUUUGUUGGGCAUGAAGAAGACCACCACCGUCAACGUCAAGAUCUUCCCGAAAAAGGCGGGCGACAAGGUCGUGCUUUGGGAUACCGAUGAGCUCAAGUCGUGGUCGUGGUCCGACGACAAGGCGGACUUCAAGGGCGACUACAGCUCGGCCACCAUCAGCGCCGAUGGCAAGAGCUACCACCUGAAGACUCAAAACACCAAGGUCAGCGCGGACCUCACCUUCACACAGGCUGCACCAGGCUUCAAGGUUGGAGCCAAUGGCACGACCACCUUUGGCACCGAUCCCGCCGCCCCGUGGGGUCGCAUGGUCCACCACUUCUGGCCUCGCUGCACCGUCACCGGUUCAAUCAGUGGCAACGGCACCGUGGUGGAUGUCAAGGGUCGCGGCAUGUACGCCUACGCCCUCCAGGGGAUGAAGCCACACUUUGCCGCCUCGCGAUGGAACUUCUUCACCUUCCAGGGCCCUACCUACUCCGCCAUCUUGAUGGAGUUCAUCACCCCUCCCGCCUAUGAAAACACCGUGGUCAGCGUUGGUGGUGUCGCCAAGGACGGCGAGAUCCUCUUCGCGGGCGCAUCGCCCGCCACCAGCGUCAAGCACGAUGCCACCCAGGUCGACAAGAAGAACAAGCUUCCCGUGCCCACCGACGCCACCUUCAUCAUCGGCGGUGCAGGCUCGACCGCCACCCGCACCGGUCCCGUGGGUACCCGUCUCGAUCUCAUCGACAUCAUGGGAGAACUGCCCACUUUGGUGAAGAACAUCGCCGUCAGCGCCUCGGGCACCCAGCCUUACAUCUACCAAUAUGGCCCGGAGUCGACGUUGAACAUCGCCGGUACCCAGCAAGCGCAGGAGACGGGACCUUCGUUCAUCGAGGCCACUUUCAUCUCAUAG
Messenger RNA from Dissoconium aciculare CBS 342.82, 1110 nucleotides. RefSeq names its product oxidative stress survival, Svf1-like protein. The record is from RefSeq and is a predicted model, not a curated record. Gene Ontology annotation, biological process: response to oxidative stress. Bases 1 to 1110 code for a protein of 369 amino acids. NCBI's taxonomy places the organism in Eukaryota, Fungi, Ascomycota, Dothideomycetes, Mycosphaerellales, Dissoconiaceae. Gene Ontology annotation, cellular component: cytoplasm. The transcript is spliced from 3 exons.